Vicia villosa (hairy vetch) is the source of this 417-nucleotide messenger RNA. RefSeq lists its product as uncharacterized. The record is from RefSeq and is a predicted model, not a curated record. Bases 1 to 417 code for a protein of 138 amino acids. Lineage: Eukaryota; Viridiplantae; Streptophyta; Magnoliopsida; Fabales; Fabaceae. The transcript has 2 exons.
AUGGCAACACCGGAUCUGUCAAACUUAUCAAUCAAUGAAGAGGGGGAAGAGGAAGGUUUUUGCUUCGACAUGGAAGAGGAAGAAGAUGAAACAUUGGAUCUGCCGAUGCAAGGGGGUCCAUGGACAUUCGAUUCCCAUCUCUUAAUUUUGGAGAAAGUUCGCAUCGGGGUGCAGAUUGAGAGUAUACCUUUAUUUCACGUUGAUUUUUGGGUGAAAAUUCAUAACUUACCGGCGGGAAUGAUGAUUGAAAGACUGGGAAGAGCUAUGGAAAACUUUAUAGGGGAGUUUGUGGAGUAUGAUAAAAACAAUAACACUAGCUUUUGGAGGGAAUAUAUGAGAAUAAGAGUGAAGAUCGAUGUGCGUGUUUCGUUGAAGAAGCAGACAAAAGUGAAAAGUAAGGGGGAGACUGGUGUGUAG